Messenger RNA from Hirsutella rhossiliensis, 1782 nucleotides. RefSeq names its product dehydratase family domain-containing protein. The record is from RefSeq and is a predicted model, not a curated record. Lineage: Eukaryota; Fungi; Ascomycota; Sordariomycetes; Hypocreales; Ophiocordycipitaceae. The transcript is spliced from 4 exons. Gene Ontology annotation, biological process: branched-chain amino acid biosynthetic process. The coding region runs from base 1 to 1782 and encodes 593 amino acids. Gene Ontology annotation, molecular function: dihydroxy-acid dehydratase activity. Gene Ontology annotation, cellular component: mitochondrion.
AUGGCAAGCCACGACGCAAGCCCGGCCCCAGGCCCUGAUCCCAAGGCGCCCGGCGACUACGUGCAGUUCAAGUGCCUGCCGCCCGGCGGCCCCCUCAACCGGUGGUCGACCAACUUGACCCGAGAGCACGACUUUCCCGGGGCCCAGGCCAUGCUGUACGGCGCCGGCGUCCCCAGCCGCGACAUGAUGAAGAAUGCGCCGCACGUCGUCCUCGAGUUUGGCAAGAUCGUCAAGGCCGCCGUGGAGAAGCAAAACAUGCUCGCGUGGCAGUUCAACACGGUCGGCGUCUCGGACGCCAUAACCAUGGGCGGCGACGGCAUGCGCUUUUCCCUGCAGACACGCGAGCUCAUCGCCGACUCCAUCGAGUCCGUCACGGCAGCGCAGCACCACGACGCAAACAUCUCCAUCCCCGGGUGCGACAAGAACAUGCCGGGCGUUGUCAUGGCCGCCGCGCGCCACAACCGGCCCUUCAUCAUGGUCUACGGCGGCACCAUCCGCAAGGGCCACUCGGCCCUGCUCGGCCGCGACGUCAACAUCAGCACCUGCUACGAGGCCGCCGGCGCCUUUGCCUACGGCCGCCUGCAGGCCGCCGCCGGCCCCGCCGAACACGGCCCCGCGACGACCGGCGCCGACGUGCUCGAGGAUAUCGAGCGCCACGCCUGUCCCGGCGCCGGCGCCUGCGGCGGCAUGUACACGGCGAACACCAUGGCGACGGCCAUCGAGGCCAUGGGCCUGACGCUGCCCGGCUCGUCGUCGUUUCCCGCCCAGUCGCCCGAGAAGGCGCGCGAGUGCGAGCGCGCCGCAGAGGCCAUCCGCGGCGCCAUGCUGCGCGACGACCUGCGCCCGCGCGACCUCAUGACGCGCGCCGCCUUUGAGAACGCCCUCGUGCUGACCAUGGUCCUCGGCGGCUCCACAAACGGCGUGCUGCACUUCCUCGCCAUGGCCCACACGGCCGGCGUGCCCCUGACGCUCGACGACGUCGCCCGCGCCAGCGACCGCACCCCCGUGCUGGCCGACCUGGCCCCGAGCGGCCGCUACCUCAUGGAGGACCUGUACCGCGUCGGCGGCACGCCCUCGGUGCUCAAGCUGCUCAUCGCCCGCGGCCUCGUCGACGGCUCCGUCAUGACCGUCACCGGCCGCUGCCUCGCCGACAACGUCGCCGACUGGCCCAGCCUCGACCCGGGCCAGCCCAUCAUCCGCCCGCUCGACGACCCCAUCAAGCCCUCGGGCCACAUCCGCGUCCUGCGCGGUAACCUGGCUCCCGGCGGCGCCGUCGCCAAGAUCACCGGCAAGGAGGGCCUGUCCUUUUCCGGCGCCGCCCGUGUCUUCGACUGCGAGCGUCACCUCAACGAGGCCCUGACCGCCGGCCGCAUCCGCCCCGACGACGGCAACCUCGUCCUCAUCGUCCGCUACGAGGGCCCCCGCGGCGGGCCCGGCAUGCCCGAGCAGCUGCGCGCCUCGGCCGCCAUCAUGGGCGCCGGCCUGACAAACGUCGCCCUCGUCACCGACGGCCGCUACAGCGGCGCCUCGCACGGCUUCAUCGUCGGCCACGUCGUCCCCGAGGCCGCCGUCGGCGGGCCCAUUGCCCUCGUCCGCGACGGCGACGCCAUCACCAUCGACGCCGUCCGCAACCGCAUCGACGCCGACGUCCCCGACCACGAGUGGGACCGCCGCAGGGCCCAGUGGAAGGCUCCCGAGCCAAGGGUAAGGAGGGGCGUCCUGGCAAAGUACGCCAGGCUCGUGGGCGAUGCGAGCCACGGCGCCGUCACCGAUGCGUGGUGA